AUCCUUAACUUGCUCCCACUUGAUGAAAGUUUGGGCAGUUCCUUUGAUCAACAGUCAACAGACUGUGAUUCUGCAUCGUAUGCAGACUCAUCUGCUGGAACGUCUUCUUCACAGGACACCAUUAUCCUGUCUAGGCGAAAUACUACAGAACGAUGUCAAGGGUGGCCAAAGCAGUUCCCCAUUCCAGGGUUUGCAUAUGAAACUGAGAUGUACCUUGAAAGAGCCACUGAAGACUACAAGAACAAUGGAACACUUGUGACUACCUCAAAGAUCAAGACAGACAUACUUGAGAAGCUGGCUGAAACUAUAUAUACGUAUACAGCCUAUCCAUCAAGUGCACAGAUAAGUGAUGUUGCUGAGGCACUUGUCAGUAAGUAUCCUUGUCUUAAGGAACCCGGCUCCUUCUCAGGUUAUUAUGGAUGGCAACAAAGCAUCAAAUACAAGAUGGCAAAUUAUCGCACCAAACUCCGAGGCUAUGGUGUUCCUGAGGUGAUGUGUAAUGCACUGAAACACAAGAACCCAGCAAACCAGAAGUCUGCAAAGAAUGUAAAAAAACCUCGAAAGACAGAGGUAAACUACCUCCCCCCUUACCCGGCAGGAGAGGAUGAAGAAAGUCAAGAACAAGAGAGGAUUCAGUUGCUUACUGAAGUAAGAAAAAGGGACAACAACAAAUUGAUCAAAGAAAAAAUGGCAAAAUCAUUUGCACACAGAAGAAACGAAAUCAUCAACCUAUCACCCAACAUAGAAGACAUCAAAACCAGAUGGCCUGCUCUAUUUGAGCCCUCUCAAAUCCAGGAUGAGUUUCACAGAAUCACAAUGGUGCAUCUUGAAUCAAAGUUCAUGUCUAAGCUGGAUGAAUACACUCCGAGGCUUCUGAACAUCUUCCACUCCAAAGGUGGAACCAUGGGGUUGAGGUUGCAGGCCAUCCUACUCAAGGCUCCAAGCAACCAUAGCAUCAGCAUGACCAGAGAUGUUGUCAUUCGGUGUUUGAUGGUGUACCUUGGGGAAUCCACAGAUCAACUCUUAAAGGAGUAUGAUGAUGCUGAUGAAGACAGUGUGUCGCAGGACCUUGCUGUACAAAGGAUUAAAAUCUACCACAUCAAGACUACUACGCCAGAGGGUCCUGAUGACAUCGGUAUUGUAGUAGAGGGUGUGAAAGUUCUGACUGCUCUGGGUAACUUUCCAAGGGCUUGCUCCAUGGUCAUUGGCUUGGCAUAUGCAGUGAAUCUUGCCUAUCCCAAGGAGGUCAGGUACACGCUUGAAGUCUUCCAGAAACUCCUCCUUGAGCUGGAUUAUUCAAAGCUGUCCCCAAAAGUGAACAGCCUCAAGAAUAAGCUACUAGCUUGAGAACAGGGACCCUCGCAGAAUGACAGGGAACAAUUAACUCACUGUCAAAACUGUCACAUGGUUACCCACUUACUGUGAAGGAACUGCAAACUGUUACUGAAGGAGACCUUUGGAAUUUCUGGUGAGUUCAGUCUUUAGUAUUUGGACUUGGAUUUUGAAGAUUACUUUACUCUUCAUAAAAGUGACCAAAUUAAACAUAAAGACACCAUAAAGAUUGUUCAUGCUGCCCUGAUUGUUCUCAACUUGCUUCCACUUAAUGAAAGUUUGGGCAUUUCCUUUUUUUCAACUGUUAAGUAACUAAAAAAUAUAGAUUUUUCAGUGCAACAUGUGGUUGUUUAGAAAUAUCAAACCAACCAUACUCAUUUUACGGGAGUGGUAUUGUGAUUUUGAAUUUGUAUUGCUACAGGCAGCUGUUAUUUUACCUUGUGAUUCCUCUGUGUACACCAGGGAUGCAAAUUUGACAUGUUUUAAUUGAGGAAUUUUAACAAAUUAAUGUGAUUGUUUAAGUGAGUCUUAUUUUAACAAAAAGUAAAGAAGUAAGGCCAAUGGAAUUACUUGACCUUAUCCCAGACUCCAUGUGAUAUUAAUCAAUUACUUUUAGCCGUUUUAAAAACAUAAUGGCCCUGACGAUUUCAAUUGGCACAUAAAUGAAAAUGUAAGAAACAUUUGCAGACUGAAAACAUUGUCUUAAUUUAAAUGCAGGACUAAACCUUAAAGGUCCCAUGACAUGGUGCUCUUUGGAUGCUUUUAUAU
This is a messenger RNA of Perca flavescens (yellow perch), 2100 nucleotides long. RefSeq lists its product as uncharacterized. The transcript is spliced from 4 exons. The coding region runs from base 208 to 1347 and encodes 379 amino acids. The record is from RefSeq and is a predicted model, not a curated record. NCBI's taxonomy places the organism in Eukaryota, Metazoa, Chordata, Actinopteri, Perciformes, Percidae.